AUGAAUGUCACGAGCAAUGGAUAUUAUACACAACAAUACUUAAACGAGCAACAAAGAAAACAAGCAGUUCGUUCUCCUUACAACCAACAAAAUUUUUACCCAAACCAAUCUUAUUCUUAUUCUUAUUAUCAUCCUAGUUCAUAUUCCCAUUCAGGUUCGCCAAAAGAGUUCAUCGUUGAACUUGAUGAAAAAGAUCCAAUUCCUGACUCGUUACCAAUGGAGUUUACUCCCCUGCAAAAGGAUGUUUUCAUGAGUAAUGUUCGUCCAAGAAGUUAUAAAUCAAGAUCUGAAUCUACUAUUUAUCCCCCUUCAGGUUCUCAUAGAAGUACUGCUUCAUUACCAGCAGAACCUGUUGAAUAUGACGAUGUUGAAUCAAAAGAUCAACUAGAAGAAACUAUAACUCCUGCACAAUUGAACUAUAUCAAUAUUCCACAACAAUACACUCCCUAUGUUACAGCACCAAGAGGACCAUAUGUUCCACAAGCGUAUUAUCCCAGGAAAGAUCAAUCGUCUCCUGCUCGACAUGCAAAGAAUAAAAAUAAUGAUUAUUAUCUUCGUCAAAAGAAACGUUACGAUGAUGCAAAAGUCGUCAAACCUAAAAUGUAUUCUCACAAGACAAUUCAUGAUGUUUUUGAAGAUAAAAGUGAGAAAUUAGAUAGAUAUAAUCCAAUGGAUAUGGUAUUUGAAAGUGAAAAUGAUAAACCAAAACCAACAUUUAUUGAUAAAAUGCUGAAUAAAUUAAGUAAAGAAAAGUAUGAAGAUUAUAAUUAUUAUGAUCAUAGAAAGAAGAAAUCCCCACCAGUAAAAGAUGUAUUUGUUGGAAAUGAUAGUGAUGAUGAUUAUGAUAUAACAAAUGAUACGGAAAUGGUGGAAGUCGAUGAAGUUGUCACUGUUGGAGAAGGUAAAAACAAAGAAACCAAAAUAAUAAAGAAGAAAGUUCCUUUGAAGAAGAUAAUGAAACAGAAAUUGAAUUUGGCUAAAAAAGAAUUGGGUAGAGAUUUUGCUAUGUAUUCAAAAAACCAACGAGAGAUUAAUGAACAACUUAAAAGAUCUAAGGAGGAAUUGAAGAAGAAGAAAGAGGCAGAGAAAUUGGCUGAAAGAAUAGCUGAAAAGGAAAGAUUGAAAAAAGAAAAAUUGGAACAAAAAAGAAGAUUAAGAGAAAAAGAGAAACAGGCUGCAAAGAAGAAAGAAGAAGAAGAAAAAGAAGAACAGAAAAAUGAUAGUGAAUCAAUUGUGGAUGCUAAAUCUGAAAGUGACCUGAAAUCUGUCAAGAGUAAUAAAGAAGAAGAAGGGGAGGAAGACAAAGGAGAAGACAAUGCUGCAGAAGCUAAUGCCGGUUGGUGGCCAUAUUUAACUUCAUGGUUAGUUUAUCCAGAAGACGAAAAGAAAGACACUGAAAGUGAAGGUAGUAAAAAAAGCUUGGAGGAAGAAGCAGAGGAAGAACAGAAUGGUGAUGACAAAGAAUCGGUGAAAACCGGUAAGACUAGUUCAAAAUCUGAUAUUAGUGAUGUUUCUUCUGUUAAAACAGUUGUAUAUGCACCUACUCCGUUUGAAAAGAACUUUAAAAAAGUCAAGACAUUUUCGAAAAAUUCAAAGAAAUUUAUGAAACAUUGGGAUGAACCAGCUACAAAGAUGUUCCAUCGUGAAUUAUUAGUCACUCCUCCUUCACUGACAGGUAGUCCUCUGAUUGCUCCUACUGCAAAAACAAGGAAAACUAUUCUGAUUGCACCAUCUUCUAAGAAAGCGAUACUGAUUGCACCAUCUUCAAAGAGGGCCCCACUGAUUGCUGCAACAUCUACUAAAUCCUCAAGAAUGUCUCAGUUACUUUCAGGAUCGGAAAAUCAACCAAAGGAAGUAAUAAUUGAAUGUGAUCCUGAUGAAAUUGGAUCACGAAUCACAGAAGAAAUGUAUUAUAAUCCUGUGACAAAACAAUUAGAAUCAACACCACCUACAUCUACUUCGUCGAUGCUUCGUUCUCCGAAAUCUAUUAAAUCUGCUAGAACGUCUGAUUCAAGAUCAAUGGUUACUGUUGAAGAAGAAGUAGAGGAACUUGAAGAAGAAGAAGAAGAAAAAACAGGAAAACGUACACCAUUUCAAUUUCAAUUUGAUCCAAAUGCUCCUAUUGUUGUUGUAUCUACAUGGAUAAAUUUAAUUAAACGUAUUCAAAUUAUGAAAAUGUUAUUUGCUCCAAUAGACAUUAUUGGUGAAUUCAUUCCUGGAUUACAAGGAGUUGUUGUAUUUAUUGAAUUGGUUUUGUUUGUUUGGAUAUUAUAUGAAUUAAGUCGUUUGGUAGAUGCUCUUUGUAUGAUGAUUAAAGCAUUUUGUGCUCCUAUGAUUGCUGUUGGUCGAUUUAUGAAUAGAGUUGUUUAG
Messenger RNA from Candida tropicalis MYA-3404, 2370 nucleotides. RefSeq lists its product as uncharacterized. The record is from RefSeq and is a predicted model, not a curated record. The transcript has a single exon. The coding region runs from base 1 to 2370 and encodes 789 amino acids. NCBI's taxonomy places the organism in Eukaryota, Fungi, Ascomycota, Pichiomycetes, Serinales, Debaryomycetaceae.